AUAUCUCGUCUUCCUGCAGGUCAAGAGAGAUCUCUACCACGGCCGCCUUCUGUGCAAGACAUCAGACGCAGCUCUGCUGGCUGCUUACAUUUUACAAGCUGAAAUCGGUGACUACGACCCAGGCAAACAUCCUGAGGGCUACAGCUCCAAGUUCCAGUUCUUCCCCAAACACUCUGAAAAACUGGAGCGGCGGAUCGCAGAGAUCCACAAGACUGAGCUGAUAGGUCAAAGCCCUGAAACGUCUGAGCUCAACUUCCUCCAGAAAGCCCAGACGUUAGAGACGUACGGAGUGGACCCUCAUCCAUGCAAGGAUGUGUCGGGGAAUCCAGCUUUUCUGGCGUUCACUCCUUUUGGAUUCACUGUGCUGCAGGGAAACAGGAGAAUCCAUUUCCUCACAUGGGAAGAGGUGACCAAACUCAAGUUUGAAGCAAAGACAUUUCAUAUAUAUGCAAAUCAGACUGAGGACAGGAAGAUUAUUCUAACUUACUUUGCACCGACACCAGAGGCCUGUAAGCAUCUGUGGAAGUGUGGAGUCGAGAAUCAGGCCUUCUAUAAGUUGGAGAAAUCAAGUCAAGUCCGCACUGUGUCCAGUAGUAACCUCUUCUUUAAGGGUAGCAGAUUUAGAUACAGCGGACGAGUUGCGAAAGAGGUGAUGGAGCAGAGUGCCAAAAUCAAACGUGAACCUCCGGAAAUCCACAGGGCUGGUCUCGUGCCCAGUAGAAGUUGCCCAUCAAUCACCCACGGGCCUCGCCUCAGCAGCGUACCGCGCACACGUCGGAGAGCUGUGCACAUAUCAAUCAUGGAGGGUCUGGAGUCCCUGCGUGACAGUGCCCACUCCACACCGGUGCGUUCCGUGUCCCACGGGGAAUCCUUGAUACCGCGCUCCCGGAGCCAGGCUGCGGACGCCGGCGACGGGAUGACGGUCAUCUCGGACGAGGCCUACAGCCCCUCGGACAGCGUGCUUCCCACGCCGGUGGCAGAGCACGGCGUGGACCUGGCCGUCUCGCGCCAAAUCAACGGGGCGCCCUGCAGCAUCGAGGAGGAAAGGGAGUCGGAGGCGGGCACCCCGACACAAGGGGAGUGGGGUGGUUUGGGCGCGGACAGCAGGUCUGCAAGGGAAAGUGGAGGCAAGGACUCGGCUCUCAGCGAGGUGGAACAGGUGAAUAAGUUUCUAUUAAGUGUCCUUCGUUUGCUCCUCGUGACCAUCGGACUCCUUUUUGUCCUGCUCCUCCUCCUCAUCAUCCUCACCGAGUCGGACCUUGACAUUGCAUUUUUAAGCGACAUCCGCCAGACGCCUGAAUUCGAGCAGUUCCAUUACGAGUACUUUUGUCCCCUCAGACGGUGGUUUGCCUGCAAGCUCCGCUGGGUGGGCGGGCUGCUCGUUAACGACAACAAGUGAGAGCCCCUUAGCCUCGUUCAGGGGGCGGAGUCAUGAGAGGAUGUUUAAGACUCCUGGAGUGACGAGUGGCAUCAUCGUCCCAACCAUGAACACUUCUUUCAUCCUCCUCGUCCAAAAAAAAAGAAAAGCCUUUUUUUUUUUGGCAUUUUAUAAACUUUCAAGUCAUUUCAGGAUUUCUUUUUUUCAACAAAACACAAAAGAAAAACACAAAAAUAAACAAACAAAAAAAUGGAAGAACUGAGGAAUUUUAACGAGUUGCUUAAUGAGAACAGAAAAUUUAUUUUACUCUAUUUAAUCUUUUUGCAAUGGAUGGACUUUUAUUUAUUUAUUGCUUUUUAAACAUGUUGGAAUAAAAGAAGGAGACGAGUAUUUAAACAGUUAUCAAGGAAGUUGAUUAGUCUGAGUUAAGUUCAGAGUCAGAAGGUUGGAAGGAGUUAAGGUGGCAGGUUGACGUCAUCAAAUAAACAGAACAGUGAAAGGAGAAAGGAAAAGAGAAAAAUGUAAGGUUCAGGAACGAAGAAACAGACCGGGGAAUUACCAAAUGCCUUUUUUGUGAGAAGAAAUUUGUGACUGUUUAACACUUUUUUAUUUAAAACAAUUAAACUUCAGUAAACAGUGUUACACAAGCUCCUCUGAUGAAGAUCAAAGUAGUUUUUUUUAAACAUUUGACAGAAACAGGUAGUGUCAUGUGACCCAUUAGUGUCUGAUGCAAUUAGAGAAGAUAUUCUGGCACCAAUAGAUAAUAGUCUAGAUAGAUGUUCGAUGCUGAUGUGAUUUUUAUUAAUUAAGUACUUUAAAUGUGCUCAGUUCUUCACUUUUCUUUCUCUCAUGAAAUGAAUUAAUUUUUCAUCAGACUGAAAUUCAAUGAAUUUCAAUUAUUUCUUUUUAAGAAGAGUUUGAUCUAUUUUUUUGGUUUCGUUUCAACCUUGCACCUAAGUUUAUGUAUUAUACUAUAAUAGCUAUAACUGCUAGAAUAAGAGUAGUGAUGUACGUUUUGUACGAAACAAGUUUGUUUCCUAUUAUAUAUAUUUACAGGUUUUUUUCCAUGUAUAUUUUACCAGAACUGAAAUGUUAUUUUGUUAUCGAAGAUUUAAAACUAUGUUUUUUAGCGCUGCAUUUCAAGCGAGGUCAGAGGCAUUUAUGGAGACAUGGAAAGGCUUUGAAACAAGCAAACAGGGCUUUUAUCCAGAUUCACUCACCAGUUUUCCCAUCUCCCAUCCCUCUACCAGCAGUCGGUCGGUGUGUGUACAGUUUAUAGUCACUUACAUCAAAUACAGUCAGGAUCUUCAUUUUUAUACUGGCACAAUUAACCCAAAAAUGUAUUUUAACAUUUCAUUAACUUACCAUAUCUUAAUUUACUUGAAGAGAGUAGUGAGGGGCUUUGAACCUGAUUGCGUCAACAGAUUGACAAAUAUAAAACAACUUAAAUCAUAGCUUAAGUCAAUAAGUAUCUUACCUGUUGUAGCUCGUUCUUUGAAGGACGUCAUUUUGGAGAAAUAAGAGUUUAAUUCUGACAGGAUUUGGUGAGCUAAUAGCUAGUGUGACCCACGCCAUGAAUUCAGUGGAAAUUUGCCAUCCUAUAACAACGUCAAUCUUAAAAAAAAUGUCACAACAGUUCAUACGAACUAGAUGCGUUUACGUAUUACGUAAAUAGGAACAUAUUGCGAAAUGUGCAGCACUGUAAUCGGUUAUAAGAGGGAGUUGGGGGGAAGUUGAUUGAACUCUGUUGACAUUUUUGAGACUGGACUUGUUUUAAGACUCCAGCAGGUGACUUUCGAAUUGGUCCUGCUCAGACUAGCAUUUAUCUCCUCAAUUCGGUCGAUUUUAAACUCUAUUUCUCCAAACAAAGRUCUUUCAAAGAAUUGUCUARAACAGGUAAGAUACUAUUUGUUCAUGUUUCCACUGAACCUCACUUAAAAAAAAUCUAAGAUAUCACAUAACUUAGUGUUAAAUUUUGUUUGGCAAUAUGUAAUAAAAAAAAAACACCAAGGCAGAUGUCAUUUGAUUGACUUAAACUAUUUUUGAAAACUGAAUAUCACAUUCUGAAUUAAACAUUACCGCGAUGUAAUUUCAGUUACUAUCAAAUAAGAAUGGCUGCUUUAUAUUUGGGUCGGGAUCUGGACUUUUCUGCCUCUCAGCUACGGGGAGCAAUAAGCAUCAUGGCUGCUGAUUUAUUUUAUUUAUUCUUUUUUGUAUAUUAUUUGCAUCUAGGAUAUAGUUUCUGUCUGUUUAUGUUUAGGAAUGAAAACUGAAUUUGACAAAAUUAGUGGAUCACUAGCAAGAAAAGGGAAGAUAGGCACAGAAGACUACAGGAACAGAAAGUUCAGCUUGUGGACAGAGAGCAUGCUGCGCCUCAUGARUCUAUAGAUUGUACAGUUGCUUUACUUUUCAGUUUGCUCUUGUUCAAACUGAGCCCAUAUUGAAGAAGUUGUAGUUCUGACCACAGAGUAGCAUGAUGUGGCUGGCUCCACGGCUGCUGCUCAUCAUCGUUCAGAAAGCCACUGUUCUCUCCGGUGAAGAGCAGCACGCUGGAACAAACCAUCAAACCAAACGAGCUACACGGGCAGGAAACCCUGUCGUCCAUUCAGGACUGUUUACUUUUCAAUUCAGUAAAAGAAAGCAAAUACAAAAAGCACAUUUUUUCCUAACAACCAGUGAAGCAAGCAUGGGUGGAUUGAUUUUUUUUUAAGCGUGCACUCAUGCAUCAUAUUUAUUUCUUCACAGAGGUCAGCACAACUCAUCAGCUGAGCUUUUUCUUAAAACUGUGUGUGAGGGUGUUUUUCAGCUAUCGAGCAGCACKAUGUAGCUUUAGUGGUCUCUCACACUCAGAACAUGCAAGACUUUUUUUUAAAUAGGAGGCACCAUUAUUCAAGGAGCAAUAAUCAGCUGAUAGAGCAAAAAGAUGUGAUUUACAAACCUGUAUAUUAAGAUAAACCGUCGAGUAAUGUUUGAUCGUUCAUCAUGUUUGUAGAAAAGCUGAAUUGCUGCUGUUCUUACUUUUACAAUGUGACCACUGAGCUAUUGUUGGUUUCUGUAAUAACAUUUUAUAUUUGGAAGAAAAAAAAAAGGAAAAAAAAUCCCAUUUUUUUUAUUUGAGCCCUCUUAUGUGGAUAUUUUUUCUCUUUAGCUUCUGGUUCAUUAAGUGACAUAUUGCUCCUUGUGCCUGCAUCCRAACCUAUAAGUACCAAAGUGGCUAAAAAAAAGAAGAAAUGGAGACAUCAUCCUUUUCUGCAACAAACCUCUACGUCUUUAUAGGAGGUGAAGAUAAAUAAGUGUCUGAAAAUGUUUGUACUGAACACCAGGAAGCCCAAAACCCUUUAGAAUUUUAUUUUCUUGGAAAUGUGCACAUGUACAUUUUUUAAAAUUUGGUCUUUUACAAUUUUGUUUAUGUAGGGAGAUGACAACAGGUUUGUAACAUCUUGCUAUUCAUCAGUGGUUGAAGUGGCAGCCUUCCAAACAUGUAUACACUGGAAGAUUGCUUUUAUUUAAAAAUGAGUAAAGCCUGUGUGGCACAUGUCAAACUCAAGGCCCGGGGGCCAAAUGUGGCCCAGCAUGACAUUUUACGUGGCCCACAAGCGCUUUAAAGAUGUAUUGUCUUAAAAUGAGAGUUUGCUGCUCAAAGCCAGCAUUGACUAUAAACUACAUCUCCCAUAAUGCAUGUUGAUUAUUUGGAUGUUUUGUGUUUAGUCCAAGUUAAACACAAAACAUCAAAGUUAAUUUCAACCCGUGGCCCUCUGUGAAAAUGAGUUUGGCGUGAUGUGAAUYAAGGCUGCUUCAGAAAGAUGUUUAUUUAAAGUUGUAUUUUGCAAUAUGUUUUCUGCUGAACUGUUUUUUUUUUUGCGACCUCCGAAACCUGAAUUAACUUAAACUCAUUAAGAACUGACAACCAAAAUAACCCAAGUGGCUCAUCUGAUUUUUAUGUUAUAUUUAUGCAGGUGUGUGUUGUUGCAUUACAGGGUUGAUAAAAAAAAAUUGCCAUACCUGAAGAUGUCUUAUUCCUUCGUUUUACUCCCGUAAACAAACCUAGUGUUGCACACCUUAAAAUGUGAACAUGCAUCUCCAUGUCUGGUGGUGUGUUUAUGUCUGCCUCGUUUUAUCCUUGAAUUGGAGAUUGCUGUUUAAUUACAUUGCAUAUACAAAUAUAUAUAUUUAUCUAUAAAAGUCCAUGUGCCAAACCCAGUUCUUGUUCAGUCUGAUUCAUUCCAAACCCAUGUUUGUACUGUAGGUAAUCUGUACAAUUCAGUAUCAAAUAUUGUUUCUCCAGUAGUCCCUUGUAACUGGUGCCAUGAAAACAAACUAUUCAAACUUGAAAUAAACUUGAAAUAAAAAGUG
Messenger RNA from Austrofundulus limnaeus, 5731 nucleotides. Its product is annotated as FERM domain-containing protein 5. The record is from RefSeq and is a predicted model, not a curated record. Gene Ontology annotation, biological process: actomyosin structure organization. Gene Ontology annotation, cellular component: cytoskeleton. NCBI's taxonomy places the organism in Eukaryota, Metazoa, Chordata, Actinopteri, Cyprinodontiformes, Rivulidae.